CCAUUGUGCAAGAGGAGGUGGCGUCCUCACAACAACAUCAUGAUUCUCCAGAAAAGAAAGACUCUUGCUUACUAGUAUUGAUACUAAAUUCUCAACGACGGCGAUGUUUACGUUUGCGACGGGGAAUGCAGCUGUCCAGAUGUGGUGUAGUGCCAAGAUCACUUACAGGCAAUUGAAACUAAAAUUGUGUCCUUUUCCACUUCUUUCUUGUGUGGUGCCAGUGUUUGUUGGGUUGCGCAUGACCAACAGAGAGCUGCAUCAACUGGGAUGGCAUCGUGAUGCUGGCCGUGUCCAGUAUAUGAUGACAGGGAGCCCUAGAAUGUAAGUGCUGGGAAUUCGCACUAGGAAGUGUGUUUGC
Messenger RNA from Serpula lacrymans var. lacrymans S7.9, 358 nucleotides. RefSeq lists its product as uncharacterized. The coding region runs from base 104 to 325 and encodes 73 amino acids. The record is from RefSeq and is a predicted model, not a curated record. The transcript has a single exon. NCBI's taxonomy places the organism in Eukaryota, Fungi, Basidiomycota, Agaricomycetes, Boletales, Serpulaceae.